GAGAAAUGAGAAGGUGUUAAGGUCGAGAUUGAAAGUGGAACGUGAACACGAGGAGGAGUUUCAUACCAUCGUCAUUCACGUCCAAAGGUUUCGGACGCUGGAACGUGAAGGUGGAAGCACAGCCUCUUCAAAUCAAGAAGAAGUUGUGCCCUGAGUGGACGAGCGGGGACGUCGAGGGACCGAGGGUGAGGGAGUGGCCACAGGUAGAAUGAUGGCAGGCACAGAGGGAGGGGUAAAAGCGGGAAUGGGGAAAUAAUGGGCACGAUAAUAAUGCAGGAAACGAUGAAAGGAUAAAAUUCGCGGUUCCGGCUGCUGCUGCUGCUCCGUGCGAGCUUCGCGGUAAUGGUAACGUCAAAAUUGCCUGCCUUCACAUGUCAGACAGAAACCAGAAACCAAAAUGCGAAUGGGGGCGCAAGAACGGACGGAGUGGCACGAGAAUGUGCUUACCGCGGUAAGUCCUAACGCCAGGGUAGGACCGUAAAAUUUAGGGUUAAGGUUGCAGUCCGGUCUCAGCGUGGCAGGAAAGUCCCCCGCUUGUGGUGGUGCUCCCUCGCUCGCUCUGCUGUGCUGCUCCCUCUGGUCUGGUCUCGAGCUCUAUGCACAAGAAUUUUCUCUCUCUGCACCUCGUGCAGUAGGUAGUAGCCACUGCUUGCUCCCAUGGGAGCGAGAAGGAGGAUGCGGGAUGGAGGACGAGCGGCAACAUCGCGAAACAGAGUGAUCGUCGGCGAAUUGGAGUUGUUGGAGGAGGUGGAACGAGAGCCCGAGGUCUGAACGAUGGGAUGAUGGACGAAUUUCGGAUGUCUUUCUUGAAGUGCAGAUAGAGCUGUGGUAAUGGAGAGUGGAUUGCUUGCCGCUUGUUCAUGGGGUGGGUUGGAUCGGUAAGUAGAUAGGUGACAAGGAAGGGAAGAUCACUGUCGUUUAUUAUUUCUUGAAGCAUGGAGGCUGGUGGAGAAGUUGUUGGGGAUCUAGGCGUAGAUGGUGAGCCAGUAGCCGUUCCAAUUGAGCAAGUCGAUGAGUCGGCCGAGAGGCAGAAUCGCAACCCCCGUUGGUCACAGCACGAAACUUUGGUACUAGUUGCUGCCAAGAAGCGGCAAGGUGAAGAGCUUUCUCCUGCGAUACCCCGCCCUAGAAAUCUCACUGCAGAUGAGAGGUGGGAGUUGGUUGCCGCCUAUUGCAAGGCCAAUGGUUGUGAAAGAAAUGCCUAUCAGUGCAGAAAGCGAUGGUUUGCACUGUAUGGAGACUACAAGAAGGUGAAGGAGUGGCAGAGGUCCAGUGCCGAGACCUACUGGGGCAUGAAAAACGACAGACGGCGGGAGAAUAGGCUUCCAGGAACUUUUGAUCGAGUGGUCUUUCAAAGCAUGGAUUCUUGGCUGAAGAUAAGUUCCGAUGCCCAAUUUGACACUCCUACUCGCCCGGACGAGGGGAUUUCGUCGGAGAUUGAACAAGAUGUCGAGGGGCAAGAGCUCCCGGAUAUUGCUCGUGGAGACGGGAACUCUAUUGUUCCCCGAUCAGAGCAAACAGGUGAUCUAGGAGAUAAGCGAUACCGCAACCCUCGUUGGUCACUACACGAGUCCCUCAUUCUUUUGGCUGCCAAAAAAAAGCAAGAAGAUGAUUCUGGAAUGGCUCCCAAAGCCAGAGCACGUACUGUCAGUGCUGAUGAGCGUUGGGAGUCUAUAUCUGCCCACUGCAGAACUAAUGGGUGCGAGAGAAAUGCUUAUCAAUGCCGGAAGCGCUGGAGUGCAUUGUUGGGUGAUUUCAAGCGAAUACGAGAGUGGCAGAAGCUGAGUACUGAGUCCUACUGGCUCAUGAAGAACGAGAAACGGAAGGAGAACAAGCUUCCGGCAAUCUUUGAUUACGAGGUGUUUGUGAACAUGGACUCGUGGGUAGGGAAACGGACCGGGAAAAAGUCGGGCGCAGCACCAGAAUUCUUAGAUUGUGCCCGACCUGCCAAUGGAAGACUGUUUCCGGACGUGGAGCAUGACCGGGAGGGUCAUCUAGAACCAGUUCCGCUUAUUGGUGGCUGUCAAAGAAAUACAACUUUAGCUCCUGAAAUGGGCCCAACACUACGGGAGGAAAUGCCAAGUGAUUCAACAGCCAGGAAGAAGAGGAAGCGAGGUAUGAAUGGAGACGCCAGUGACUUCAAGGGUCAGCAGUUGGCAGCUGUCUUCAAGAGCAGUGUCAAGGCAAUGCAAGCAGCUCUAGCUGAGAACACACAGAUGCAGAUUCAAGCACACCAUACUAAUAUUCAGGCCCAGAUCGAGGCCCAUAAUCUGAACAGUCAAUUGGACCGAACCCAGAGGAAGGAGCAGGGGGAGAGCUUGGUCGGAGUACUGGGAAAGUUGGCGGAGGCACUGGGGAAGAUUGCAGAAAAAUUGGUGUGAAUUUUGUGCAUCUGGAGUGUGACUAUGAAACAGCAGCGUACAUGACGACUGUCGCAUCUUUGUAAGACGAAAAUUCACGAAGGUUGGGGGAUGUAAUUUUCAAGCCUUCUGCUGGAAUUGUAGACAAGGGAAACUCCGAUACUACAGAAUCCGUGGGACAUGGAAGGUAGCUAAUGGACACAAAAAAUGACAUAGCAUCAACAAGUCGAAUGUUGAAAGGUGGAAAAAUCCAGGACAAGAUAGCGUUUGCUGUAA
Messenger RNA from Marchantia polymorpha subsp. ruderalis, 2636 nucleotides. The record is from the annotation of a GenBank genome assembly. Lineage: Eukaryota; Viridiplantae; Streptophyta; Marchantiopsida; Marchantiales; Marchantiaceae.